This is a messenger RNA of Ixodes scapularis (black-legged tick), 4247 nucleotides long. RefSeq lists its product as uncharacterized. The transcript has 8 exons. NCBI's taxonomy places the organism in Eukaryota, Metazoa, Arthropoda, Arachnida, Ixodida, Ixodidae. The coding region runs from base 213 to 3023 and encodes 936 amino acids. The record is from RefSeq and is a predicted model, not a curated record.
GCCUUUAUGCAAUCCGAUCCAAAUCCACUCGGCGAAAACGUUUUUAGUUCGUGUUCGCGCGCUUGUUUUGUCGUCGAAUUGACACCACAACGUUUGACGUUUGUUUCCCAAAAAUGUCAAAGUGACUGGCCUGCCUAAAGCUAGUUGCUGCGCCACCCUUGACGUUCGGAAGCCACUAGAGGGGUAAAGCUCGCAUAAUAUCAUCAGCAGGAAUGGACGACGGAGAUGCCGAGGAGAGUGUGAUGACCGAGCUCCGUCCCCUCCAAAUCGACACGCUUUCGCUAGAAGUGUACGAAGGCAGCAGCAACGAAGAACAAGACGACGGUGACGACGACGACGACGAUGACGAGUCUCUCACCGGCUCUGGCUUCGUCGAAGUGCCCAACAACCUCGAGAAUUGCCUGGAACUGAACCGCGCGUAUCGUGAGAUCCUCACCGAAGCCAUCGGGCAGCUGACGGUCACGCUAGAAAACAACCGCCAGCUGCAGCGCGAGUUGCCCAAGCAGCUCGCCGAACGCGUGAACCGGCCGACCAUGCCGACGCACCGUAAGAACUGGCACCACGGACUCGUGUUCCACCACCCGUACUUCCGGGACAUUAACGGCAUGCGCCCGCCGCCCAACCAGGACGAAGUGACCAAGCGCCAGAACCGCGAACAGGAUCCGUACCUGGACAUCGCGGUCCGCUGGUCGACCGAGGAGAUCCGGAUGCUCGUGAACGGGGUCCGGAACAGCCUGCUGCAGCAGCUCAUUGAAUCGCUGAUGGACAGAAAAGAGGCCAUGGCGCAGAGGCUGCUGGCGGCCGACGAAAGGGGCGACGAUAUGAUCUCCGAGAAGGUCUCCAAGGAGGAGUUGACGGAGCGGAUCCGCGUCAUCGACGGCGAGAUCGAGCAGGCGAAGGCUUUCGAGCUCCGCCAGCUGCUGAACGUCUCGACGCGCCCCGUGGACUGGCUGCGCAUCUCGGCGGUCGACAUGGGCGGUAUGCGGUCGGCCUUCUCCUGCGAGAUGAACUGGAAGCACCUGCACGACGACGAGCUGAACAGGGGACCCUGGACGAGCGCCGAGGACGACCGCCUGCGCAAGAUCGCAGCCAAGUGGCAGGAGCGCUGCUGGGACGAGGUUUCCCUGGAGCUGCGCAGCGGACGCAGCGCCUUUCAGUGUGCCCGGCGCUACUGGGGCCACCUGGUGCACCGCUACCGCCACGGCUCCUUCACCCAAAAGGAGGACGACCUGCUCAUGCGGCUCGUGGAGGCCUGCUCCAAUGGGGACUCCAUCCCCUGGGCACAGGUUGCGCACUUCAUGGGCGACCGGAGCAUGAAGCAGCUGAUGAACCGCUACGAGCGCAGCAUUGCCCCGCACCGCCGCCUGGGCAGGUGGACCCCCGAGGAGGACCUCAUGCUGCUGGCCGCCGUGCAUAUCUGCAAGGCCAACUGGAAGAAGGUAGCCAAUAUGCUUCCCGGACGCCACACCGUGCAGUGCAAGGAACGCUACACGGUGCGUUACGGACAGCACCAGGUGUUCGGCCAGUUCACCCCGGAGGAAGACCGCCUUUUGCUCGAAGCACUCCAGAAGCACGGCAAGAACAAUUGGACCAAGGUGGCACAGGAGAUGCAGACGCGGUCCGCCAACUCGGUGAUGCUGCGCCACAGGCGGCUGAGAAAAAUCCUGGGCGUGGCAGACCCGCAGCCCGAGGACCUGGUCAAGCUGCCGCCCGCUGACCCCUCCAAACGGACCACAACCCGCCGCAAGACGAGCCUCGACCGCAGGAGGCAGCUCACUAACACCAUCUGCCAGAGGUUGGCGUCGCAGCGCCACCGCACCACGGUGUCCUCGCUCGCCAUGGGCAAGGAGGACCUGGAGCGGGAGGAGUGCAUGAGGCUGUAUGAGCAGCUGAUGCGAAAACACCGGCAGCGCAAGCAAUACAGCGCCACAAAGCAGGCACACAUACUGAACCGGGCCAUCGCACGCUACGCCCGGAUUCCCUCCAAGGCGCCCCGCAAACCGAAUCUGGCCGUCUACGAGCACGAGGAGUGGGCUGCAGUGGCCAACGUGCUGCACGACAUCCACGGUCUGCCGAGGAGCGAGCCGACCAUGGAACUGAGAACACCUGCCAACGUGCCAGUUUUCGAGCGCUUCUUCCGGGAGAAGAUGCUGGGCGUCCCGGCGGAAGACAACGCCACCGGGUCCGAAAGCCUCAUGCCCUUCCUGCCCCCCACCGAGCUGACGGCGUCUACGCUGGCACGCCUGGUGGACCGCUUUGCGGGCGGCGACCUCAGCUACCUUUUGGCAGACGACAGUAUGCCCCCACCGUGCCCCGAACUGGCAUCCGCCCUGGACGCGCCGGACGCCGCCGCCAUCCGCUGCCACAGCUGCACGUCGAUGCCGGGAGUCCGGGACGAGAGCUGCCUGCAGUGCCGCGACCUGCGCCGGUUCCGCUCGCAGUUCGAGACGCUCCAGGCGCGGUUCCUGUCGUACUUCUUCUGGCCUGCACUCCUGAGCUCCGAGGAGCUCACCAACAUCGCUCCGGUCUACGCGACGAUCAAGCGGCAAAAGAAGAAGUACCAGCGGAAGAGGCCUCGGAGGAGGGCCUGGGUGUCGGAGCGGUGGGCCCAGAUCCGCAUGCAGCAGGCGGAAGAAGAAGCGGCAGCAACGGGUGGAAGUGGGGGAAGGGACGAAUUGGCGGACAGCGCCGUGCCAGAGGACGAUGCCAUGGAGGACGACGGCGUUCCGGACAACUCUGUGACUGGGGGCGUCGGAUGUGCAGCGGUGGCAGGUGCAUGUGGGAAAGUAAACGAACCGGCGGACGACUCGGUUGCAGACAGUGCACCGGGUUGUAUUACGAAAGAUGACGGUGAACUAGCGGACGACUCUGCUGCGGGCAGCGCCGCACCAGAUUGCGCCUUGGAGGGCAACAAAGUUGCAGACGACUCUGUGGCCAGUGGUACGGUGGACGAAGACACGGCGGAAGCCGUAGCCGACGUUGGAGACGAGUCCGGCCCACUGCUGCAAGAAGCGUGCCCGUAGCGACAGUCGCAGAUGUCACUGCGGUUAGCGCCACCGAGGCGGACGAGGCGGUAGCGGACGACGCAGCAAGAGCGUGGUUGUGGCAGAUGACCAUGCAGAUGUAGACAUGACGAAACAAAAUGUUGAGGUUCUAUGUUAAAAACGAAGUGGAGACACGGUGGUGACAGUGUUGAAGGUCGUUGUGGAACACAGUUUUUGUCAACUUUUUUGGCUCACGUUUCUAGACAGAAAUCGAGCAUAUGAUUGUAGUCGAAAGGAAUGAAAAAGUGAUGUAGUCGGCUCGGAGCAAAUUGUCGAUAAAAAAUUACCAGUUUAAAUGUAAAUCGGAGCUUUCUUUUUUUUUUUUCUUCUUUCAGUUGAAAUUGCGAGAUAAGCGACAAGUAGUUGUCAAGAACGUAUAGCCGAUAUUGUCCUGCAGAUGAAAUAUAGUUAAAAAAAAAAAACAAGUUGAGGCUCCCAGGUUGAUUAGUUUUAUAGUAUUUAUUUUGGUUGGAUAUGUGUAUGCUUGUUUAAAUUGAAAGCGGACAAACUUUGAUCCGUCGAGGGCUACGCCUGUAUUUGUAUAGGCCUCGCGGGUUGCAUACAAAAUAUUUUUGUGCUUUACGACCCAUGACAUACCUUUCAGGGAAUGAAUCCAUAAAGUUGUCAUUAGAAACGUAACGGGUAAAAUGGAACGGUACCGUACGGCAUUGUGGCUUUACCUUGUCAAGGUGGUGGCAGUCACGGUGGCACGACCGGGACACCUUCGGAUUGUAUCGACAUGUGAGAGCAAAAAACCAUAGCGAUUGAGAUGGCUCGUUAAGGCCACAUGCACGAAGUAUUUCGGGACAAGGACAGUCAAGUAUGAAAGAAGGCUGCAGCGAGUUGGCUCUGCUCCGAUUUGAAUGCCCCCAUGUUGUGUUGCAUUUGCCAAGCUUGAAGGCCAAGUUCAUUUAUGUUUUGUGCGGUCUCUGUUACGUAGACCAGAACAGAAGAUUCUGUUCAACGAUUGUAAAUUGAAGUUUGCGUCAUUCUGAACAGGGUCCUGCUUAUGUGAUACAAGUCCUAGAUUUUGUGUUUGAUUAUGUACCAUUGCAUAAAUAUGUGUAAAACUUUUUUCAGUGCUGCGAGACCGAAGUUGCUUGUGUGUAAAGGAAGUAAAGCCAACUGCCGUUACUUUUUGUGUUUAUUUGUGUGCCUCUGCUGAAAAAUCGUUUGUGUGCCUUCUGAACUGAGAAAAAUCAG